AUACGAACUCAUAGACUUCUUCUUCUGCAUCUUCAUAGUAGGUUUUGCUGCAUAUGGGAAGCAAAUUUUGUUCAACAAUACUGUUAGUGUCUGUUUUUCUAGGUGAUUUUAGCCAGUUCAGAUAGCUAGCAAACAAUUUUAUUGUUUUUUGACCUGUUAAAAAAUGUCACUUUUAAGUUGUUUCGAAGUUACUUUCCAGAAGAGUUGCAUUUGAGUUAAAAAAAAUAAAAGGAAAAAUGCCGAGUCUCAGUCUAAUUGUAGAACGUAAACAGAGGAUUAGAUAGACCAAGCAAAGAUGUUAAAUGUCUUGUUUGUUGCCAAAGGAUUGAAGAUGCUGCCACACUGCCAAAAUUCCUAGAUACUCUGUAUUACCUCAAGUUUUAAACAGCAGCAGCGCACAGGACGGUAGGAGAAGGUGUUUUGUCUGAGCGUAGUACACAGUCCAUCCAUUCCUGCUUGAUGUUUGGAUUAUGAGUACUGGCGGCUAAUCGUGCCUUAGAGGCGCUUGGGUUUUAUUGCUUCGGUUGGAAAAAUGAAUCAAAGGAGACCUGUUUUGGAAGAAAAUAAUACAUCAGAAUUACACUCGAAUGGAAGGAGGAACAGAAGUAAAGACUGUCUUCUGGUGAACGCUGACUUCGGUGAGGACAGUUUUGGAUACUAUGGACAUCACUAUAGUGACUGCACACAUCAGUCUCGGCAGCUUGUGGCCAAGAGCAGGAGGCAGGCCUCCAGGGGUGCAGCGUAUAUGUUCAACGCACACCCCAACAGCCUGACAGCUGUGGAGGAGCGUUUCCUCGACGCUGCUGAAUAUGGAAACAUCCCUGUAGUGCGGCGAAUGCUUGAGGAGAUCCCUGGGCUGGAUGUGAACUGUGUGGACUACAUGGGCCAGAAUGCCUUGCAGAUAGCAGUUGCGAAUGAACAUCUCGAGGUAACAGAACUCCUGUUGAAGAAGGACAACUUGUCUCGGAUUGGCGACGCACUCCUUUUAGCUAUAAGCAAAGGCUACAUACGAAUUGUUGAGGCCAUCCUAAGUCACAAGGCCUUUGCUGACUCCCGUAGACUAACCGCCAGCCCAAGAGAGGCAGCAAUGCAUGAUGACUUCUUUGCAUAUGACGAAGAUGGGAGUCGCUUUUCUCAUGACAUCACGCCAAUCAUCCUGGCAUCUCACUGCCAUGAGUAUGAGAUCGUCCACAUCCUCCUGGGCAGAGGAGCUAGUAUCGAGCAACCCCAUGACUAUUUCUGUACCUGUGACACCUGCAAUUACCACCAGAAAUAUGAUUCAUUCAGUCACUCAUGCUCACGUAUCAACGCCUACAGAGGCCUGGCCAGUCCAGCUUACCUCUCUCUGUCCAACGAAGAUCCAGUGCUGGCUGCUUUAGAGCUCAGCAAUGAACUUGCCUGUUUGGCAAAUAUUGAGAAGGAAUUCAAGAAUGAUUAUAGGAAACUCUCUAUGCAAUGCAAAAGCUUUGUAGUUGGGCUUCUGGAUCUGUGUCGGAACACAGAGGAAGUGGAGGCCAUUUUGAACGGCGAAGUCGAUGAGAGCUCUGAACUACCCGGCCGACCGAGUCUCGCCAGACUGAACCUUGCAAUAAAAUAUGAACUUAAAAAGUUUGUAGCACAUCCUAAUUGCCAGCAGCAGCUGCUCUCAAUUUGGUAUGAGAAUCUGCCCGGAUUGAGACAGCAGACCACAUCUAUCAAGUUUUUGGUGGUGCUGGGUGUUGUGAUAGGACUGCCCUUCUUAUCCAUGGUGUACUGGGUGGCACCGUGUAGUAAGCUGGGGAAAAUUAUGCGAGGCCCUUUUCUGAAGUUUGUGGCUCAUGGAGCAUCUUUCACUAUUUUCCUUGGCUUGUUAGUGUUCAAUGCAGCUGAUCGCUUCGAUGGGAGCAAACUGCUGCCAAAUAUGACCGUCCAGGACUAUCCAGCACAGCUGUUCCGCAUGAAAACAACUCCCUUCACAUGGAUGGAGAUGCUCAUCAUCUUCUGGGUAAUAGGGAUGAUCUGGGCAGAAUGCAAAGAGAUCUGGUGCCAGGGUCCGAGAGAGUACCUCCUCGAACCUUGGAAUAUGUUGGAUUUUGGAAUGUUAGCCAUUUUUAUAGCUUCCUUUGUGACAAGGUUACUGGCUUACUGGCAUGCAUCGAUAGCACAAAGUUAUGUUGAUAAAUACUACACGGAUAUAACAAAUGUAACUUUACCAGAGGAGGUUGAAUACUUCAGACUGGCUCGUCUCUCCUGGCUGCCAUCAGAUCCACAGCUGGUUUCUGAAGCCCUGUAUGCCAUUGCAGUGGUUUUGAGUUUCUCUCGAAUCGCAUAUAUCCUUCCAGCCAAUGAGAGCUUUGGACCACUGCAAAUCUCUUUGGGAAGGACAGUAAAAGACAUCUUCAAAUUCAUGGUGAUCUUCAUUCUGGUGUUUCUAGCCUUCAUGAUCGGAAUGUUCAACCUGUAUUCGUAUUAUUUGGGAGCUAAACAGAACGAUGCAUUCACAACUGUAGAAGAAAGCUUCAAAACACUGUUUUGGGCCAUUUUUGGACUCUCUGAGGUCAAGUCAGUGGUUGUGAACAACGGACACAAGUUCAUCGAGAACACCGGUUAUGUGCUCUAUGGAGUGUAUAACGUCACUAUGGUCAUUGUGUUGCUCAACAUGCUGAUCGCUAUGAUCAACAGCUCCUUUCAGGAGAUUGAGGAUGAUGCAGAUGUGGAGUGGAAAUUUGCCAGGGCCAAACUAUGGUUCUCCUACUUUGAGGAGGGCAGGACCCUCCCUGUGCCAUUCAACCUGGUGCCAAGCCCAAAAUCUAUGCUCAGCCUGGGCCUGGGUGUAAAGUCACUGCUGAUGAAACUCUUUCACAAACACAGAGCCAUUAUGAAGACCGAGGCAGAACUCAGUGAGGUGACACAUACACAAACUAUAGGAGAGAGCAAAAGCAACAAAAUGACCAGUCAUCGUUAUCAGAAGAUUAUGAAGCGCCUGGUCAAGCGGUACAUCAUCAAAGCUCAAAUGGACAAAGAAUUUGAUGAAGUUAACGAAGGUGAACUGAAGGAAAUAAAGCAAGACAUUUCCAGUUUGCGCUACGAGCUUCUUGAAGAAAAGACACACAACAUGGAGCGCAUGGCCGAACUUAUCAGCAAACUUGAAAAACGCGUCUGUUUGCAUGUGGAGUGACAGAAGUGUGUGUGCAAGACACACCGUCCACCAAUGACCCUCACCAAUCAUAAUAAUUUGGCUUCUACUAAUUUGGCAAAUGAGCACAAUUCAGAAAGCUGAGAAAUCGGACUUUUGAUGAUAAAUUCCUCAGCGCUGUGAUUUAAUUGUUUUUCUUUUACAGGAUGCCUGAGGGUGCUACUGAGCAUGUGCAGACUGAGUUCAGAGUGCAGAACUGUAGCCUCUUAGUCACUGGAACAAUUGACAGUGUUACAACUCACGCUACUCCGCCUUAUUUAAACAACAGAACCAAUAACCAAGAUAAAACGGUUACUAAGGAUGAAAGAACGGACACUGUAAACACGCCGCAUGAGCACCCAGUACGCUCCAAUUCUUAUGAACGUGGCCUUUUUUGUACAAUGUGAUACUAUCUUGUGCUUGACUUAACUUGGUGUCAUGAGUUUAUGUGAGUUUCAUAUGGAUUGGAUUAUAAGCAUCUGCUGAGACGAUCUGCACAAGAACCCAAGAUGACUAAAUGUGAAAUAGAAUUCUAUUUUAUUUUUUUUUUUUUGUAAAUGGUUCAUUUCAUUAUUUAUGUAAAAACCUUUUGCAGUUUUCCAUUUGUUAAACUGAAAAGGGACUGCAUUUAUAACACAAACUAUAAAUCAUCAUAGUUCA
Molecule: messenger RNA, 3814 nt
Organism: Hemibagrus wyckioides
Lineage: Eukaryota; Metazoa; Chordata; Actinopteri; Siluriformes; Bagridae
Gene: trpc6a
Product: transient receptor potential cation channel, subfamily C, member 6a
Exons: 12
Coding region: 533-3157 (874 amino acids)
Biological process (GO): calcium ion transmembrane transport; manganese ion transport; regulation of cytosolic calcium ion concentration
Cellular component (GO): membrane; cation channel complex
Molecular function (GO): protein binding; inositol 1,4,5 trisphosphate binding; store-operated calcium channel activity
Source: RefSeq, a predicted model, not a curated record